Rosa rugosa (rugosa rose) is the source of this 2731-nucleotide messenger RNA. Its product is annotated as glutamate receptor 2.8-like. The transcript is spliced from 4 exons. Gene Ontology annotation, cellular component: plasma membrane. The record is from RefSeq and is a predicted model, not a curated record. Gene Ontology annotation, molecular function: glutamate-gated receptor activity. NCBI's taxonomy places the organism in Eukaryota, Viridiplantae, Streptophyta, Magnoliopsida, Rosales, Rosaceae. Bases 23 to 2530 code for a protein of 835 amino acids.
CAUCAUCGGGCCAGUGACAUCAAUGGAGACAAGCUUUGUCAUCAAUCUCGGAGACCAAACUCAUGUGCCCAUCAUAUCAUUUUCAGCAACAAGUCCUUCGCUUACUUCCCUCCGGAGCUCCUACUUUUUCCAGUUUGCACAAAAUGACACAUCCCAAGUGAAAGCUAUAAGUGCAGUCAUUAACAAUUACGGGUGGAGACAAGUUGUGCCUAUAUACAUAGACACUUCGUACGGGGAGGCAGUCAUACCAUUCUUAACCGAUGCCUUACAAGAGAUAGGUGUAAGUGUCCCCUACCGGAGUGUGAUUUCCCCCUCUGCAACUGAUGAUCAAAUUGCCAACGAGCUUUACAAGCUAAUGAUCAUGCAAACUAGAGUCUUCAUUGUCCAUAUGACAACCGAUCUAAGCUCUAAGCUAUUUGCCAAGGCAGAAGAGAUUGGAAUGAUGGUUGAAGGCUAUGUUUGGCUAACCACAAGUGGAAUAACUAAUCGUUUAACAUCACUGAACUCUUCAGUAAUCCAUUCCAUGAAUGGAGCCAUAGGUGUGCAAACUCAUGUCCAAAAAACAGCAGAGCUAGAAGAAUUCAAACUCCGGUGGAAAAGGCAAUUCCAAAAGGACCAUCCACUCAUCGUUGGCGCUGAAUUGGAUGUUUUCGGAUUUUGGGCUUAUGAUGCUACUUUUGCACUAGCAAUGGCAAUUGAACAAGUGAUUGGCAAUACAAGUAGUUUUGAUUUCCAAAAGCCAAAUGCCUCCAACAAGUCCACAGAUAUUCUUGACAGUUUUCCAAUCUCUCCAUAUGGUCCAAAACUUUGCAAAGCCCUAUCAACUACUAGAUUCCCAGGCAUUGCUGGAGAUUUAAUGCUCAUUGAUGGGCAACUUCAAUCAUCUAAUUUUCGGAUAAUUAAUGUCAACGGCCGUGGAGCAAGAACAAUUGGAUUUUGGACACCACACCAUGGACUUGUUAGCAAAAUGAAUUAUUCCACAAGCCAUCUUGGACCUGUCAUAUGGCCAGGAGAGUCUCUCUCUGUUCCCAAAGGGUGGGAGAUCCCAACAAAGGGCAAGAGGUUGAGAAUAGGAGUUCCUGUAAAGGAUGGGUUUUUCGAGCUUGUUAAGGUAACAAAAGAUCCAACCAAGAACACAACGGAUGCUACCGGAUUCAGUAUUGAUGUGUUUAAGGCCGUAGUUGAGAAGUUGCCAUAUGCUAUUUCGUAUGACUUCAUUCCUUUUGCAAAGCCUGAUGGCACCACAGCUGGCAAUUACAAUGAUAUGUGCUAUCAAGUGUACCUUGGGAACUUUGAUGCUGUGGUCGGAGAUACAACAAUUAGAGCAAAUAGGUCUCUGUAUGUGGAUUUUACGAUGCCAUAUGCAGACACCGGAGUAGUAAUGGUUGUACCCGUCGUAGACACAAAUAAAAGAAGUGCAUGGGCAUUCUUGAAGCCAUGGGAAUGGGACAUUUGGCUUGCAAUCAUUAUUUCCUUAUUGUCAGUUGGUUUUGUCGUUUGGGCCGUUGAACAUCACACUAAUGAAGACUUUCGGGGCAAAACAGCUGAGCAAGAAGUUGGCAAAGUUGUCUGGUUCUCCUUUUCAACCAUGGUUUUUGCUCACCAUGAGAGAGUGGAUAGCAACUUGGCUAGACUUGUUAUGAGUAUAUGGAUAUUUGUUGUACUGGUGCUGACAAUAAAUUACCAAGCAAGUCUAACCUCAAUAUAUACGGUUGAAAAACUUGAGCCAACUAUUACCAGUAUCCAGGAUAUAUUAAGGAAGGGGGAAAACACUGGCUAUAUAGCAUCUUCUUUUACUUACGAGACGUUGAAGCAAGUAGGUUUUGAAGAUUCCAAGCUUAGGGCUUUCAGAACUAUGGAAGCAAUUGACGAUGCUCUUUCAAACAGUGGCAUCGCUGGUUUUGUUGAUGAAACACCCUAUAUGAAGCUUUUUCUUGCAAGAUAUUGCAACAAAUAUACCAUGAUUGGACCCAUCUUCAAAACCGAUGGAUUUGGCUUUGUAUUUCCAAAACGCUCUCCUCUUCUACCGGAUGUUUCCCAGGCAGUCCUGAACAUUACCGGGGGAGAAACGAUACUGAACAUUGAAAACACAUGGUUCAAGAAAGACGGCAACUGUGAAGACGUUAGUAACCCAAAAGUUUCGAGCAAUAAACUUGACUUGAGAGACUUUCGGGUCCUAUUUAUCACUACCUUGGUGGCUUCAGGACUUGCUCUCAUCAUAUAUAUAAUUCGGUUCAGUUACAAGUAUAGGGACGUUUGGAAUUCUGAAACAUCUAUAUGUAGAAGGAUUGGGGCCAUGUUAAAAAAAUUUGUUGAUAUAGACCCCAAUUCUCAUACUUUUAGAAGCCAGCAGCCGGAUGUAGUUACAACCUUUCCAAACAACAGUAGCCCAGAAAGGCCGGUACUCAUCCAGAAUUCAAACCACUCAAAUACGAAUUAUGUAUCUUCUGAUUCUGAUUCUGAUUCUGGACAGCAACGAACAUCUACUGAGUCUCCUGCUGAAGUUCAUCUACUGAUCAGCAAUCACUGAAACAGCUCAUUAUUACAAAUUCAAAUAAUUAUUCAUCUACCUGCUAUUUGGUGUUACAUAUGUAGUUAACAUAUGCUGCAUCGUUUUCAGCAUUUUAGAGAAAAUAAAAGUGAUCAUUGCCAUUGGAUUUCAUUAUAUCACUCAAGAGAUCAGGGCCGGUCCUGACAUUUUGAUGGCCUGAGGCAAAUAAUUUAAAUGUGG